Peronospora matthiolae is the source of this 252-nucleotide messenger RNA. The record is from the annotation of a GenBank genome assembly. Lineage: Eukaryota; Oomycota; Peronosporomycetes; Peronosporales; Peronosporaceae.
AUGGACAUGUCGACCGUGAAGAUGAUCUUAGCGCUUGCGGCAAUAUGGUGUGUCCCAGCAAAGCAUGGCGAUAUCCCCAACGCGUAUGCCAAGGCUGACAAGGAAGCGCACUUGGAUAUACUACUCCAGGUGCCGCAAGCAAUGACAAUCGAUCAAGACGCGCUCAAGAUGGUAGGCGCAGCGAAAAAGAAGGAAGUAGUGCUGCAGCUACGAAAGAGCCUUUACAGCCUCAAGCAGGCUGUCCAACUCUAA